Molecule: messenger RNA, 3885 nt
Organism: Folsomia candida
Lineage: Eukaryota; Metazoa; Arthropoda; Collembola; Entomobryomorpha; Isotomidae
Gene: SK
Product: small conductance calcium-activated potassium channel protein
Exons: 27
Coding region: 496-3273 (925 amino acids)
Biological process (GO): potassium ion transmembrane transport
Cellular component (GO): plasma membrane; neuronal cell body; neuron projection
Molecular function (GO): calmodulin binding; small conductance calcium-activated potassium channel activity
Source: RefSeq, a predicted model, not a curated record
GCCGUGAGAUUCUCAGUUGUCGGGUGGCAAGCAAACAAAGCAAAUUUCUCUCCUCACAUCAGUCAAGGCAUUUCUUUAAUAAAAGGUGAAAUAAAAAAGGAGAUGAAACAUAAAGGAUACGAAUUCUGUGUUGUUCAUAAAACCAAAUAUAUAGUGAUUUAUUUAAGCAAAUUAUACAUCUAACUUUUGCAGGGAAAUUUCAUUUUCCCAAAAAACUUUGCUCAGCAUCCAAUUUAAUGUUUGAAAGUGAAAUAUCAGAUUAACCUGCUGGCACUGAAAUUAUAAAACUUUCCCAACUAACGGAAUAUCUUGUUUGUGUUUACACACGUUGAUGGUUGUUUAGCCAAGUCUGUUCACGGAUCAAAGAAAAUUGCACCUUUGAAAAAUGACGGAGUCAAGAAAGCGAAAUCAUUCCAAUCGAGCUCACAUCUAGUGGAUCGGGUUUUAUUAGGUCUUUCUCUUCUCGUUGACUCCGAGGCUGGAUUCUUUAAAGGAAUGAGCUCACCAAGCGAAAUUCGUGCGGAUUCCUCCACUGAAAAUCUUCUUCUCCAGGUGGAAGCAUCCCCGUCGAACUGUGGAUUUUUGAAUGAUGCGGAGGGCAACAGGAAUCGAAUUCCUUUAGCAAGAUGUUCUCAACAAGCCGUUGUCGUCUCCACACCUGCUGCUUCGAUCUCCAUAGAAGAACCUCACAUGACUGUGUCGACGGACGAAGACACGGAACAUAUCGCUGUCAAUAUAACCGGUGGCAAUGCGGGAGAUUCACUUCGGAGCAUAAAUGACUUGGAGUCAUCCACCACCACCAAUCCUCACCCCCUCGUCCCUUGCGUCGCUACCCAAAGUGUUCCUUCCAGUGAUGGGCUUUCCUGUCGCCACAAAUUCCUGGUUCCUCAUGGUCACAGAUGCAUUCCAAGCCACUGUACCAGAUGUGAGCAUUCUGGACACCAUUCUGUCUCACUUUCCAGAAACACGUCAACAUCACGAGAGAGCAUGAGUGAAAACGUAUCCACGGGGAUUUUUAAUCAGUCAGUUUCUAUUAGUUCACAAAAAGACCCCACAAUUCGUAGGCAGCAUUCGCAGCCUGAAAGUUCAUGUCUUUACUGUCACGCGCACAGUUCCACUUCUCUUAGGCAUUUGCGUGGUCUCGAGGCCGAUGGCAUUGCUGGCAUCGCUGCUGACUCUUUACGCUUCAAUGGGGCGAUUCGACAAUUUAAACAGCAUACUUUACUCCUUAACCCUUUAACACUGGCUCAAAGUCGUCGAAAGUGUCUUCGAAGAGCCUUCACCACGGAGGCUGGAGGCGAUCCAGAUUCUUCCAGGGUACUAAAUUUCACCUCACAAGUCGCCAAAACGUUGCGGAAACCCGUGUCGACACUAUCAAUCCCCGGAGCAAUGAAAUCCGUAGAUCGGACAAGGGACGACGAAGGAGCGUUGGUAGGGGUUCAAGCAGAGUUUCCACAGUUUGGGGACAAGAGAAAGGCCUACUCCUUGGCUGCUGCUGGUAAGCAAAAGCCAAAUGUGGGCUACAGACUGGGUCGAAGGAAAGCCUUGUUUGAGAAGAGGAAGCGAAUUUCCGAUUAUGCUUUAGUUAUGGGAAUGAUUGGAAUUGGGGUGAUGGUGCUAGAAAAUGAGCUGUCUUCAGCCGGAAUUUAUGACAAAACUUCAUUCUAUUCUACUGCUCUAAAAACACUGAUAUCGAUGUCAACGAUCAUCCUUUUAGGAUUGAUAAUAGCUUACCACGCGUUGGAAGUUCAGUUGUUCAUGAUCGACAAUUGUGCCGACGAUUGGCGUAUAGCAAUGACGUGGCAGAGAAUGUCUCAGAUCGGUUUGGAGCUCGCAGUGUGUGCUAUACAUCCGGUUCCUGGAAAUCAUAGUUUCAACUGGACAACGAAAAUGGCAAACCACGGCGGGUAUAUCAAGACACAAGAAGUGCCAAUCGAUGUUGCGUUAAGCUUACCCAUGUUUCUCCGGCUAUAUCUCAUUUGUCGAGUGAUGUUACUUCAUUCCAAGCUAUUCACAGACGCCUCGUCCAGAAGUAUUGGUGCACUCAACAGAAUAAAUUUCAAUACCAGAUUUGUUCUAAAGACUUUGAUGACUAUCUGUCCUGGUACAGUACUUUUAGUGUUUAUGGUUUCCUUGUGGAUCAUUGCCUCGUGGACAUUAAGGCAAUGCGAGCGACAUCAUGACGGGGAUCAUUCAAAUCUCCUGAACUCAAUGUGGUUGAUUGCCAUUACUUUUCUCUGCGUCGGGUAUGGAGACAUAGUACCAAACACAUAUUGUGGUCGCGGGAUAUGCGUCGCAUGUGGCAUGAUGUUAUCAGUAAGUAUCCUAUCAGUACCAGUAAGUAUUCUAUCAACAUCAGUAAGUAUCAGUAGUAUCCUCCUUUUCAGCGAUCCGGAACAUGCCAAUAUUUUAAACUCAUUCUGGUUGAUUGGUAAUACAAAUUUCAAAUUUAAAUUUCAUUCAGUUAAGAAUGUCAUUAAAAUUCCCCUUUUUCCAUUUCAUGUUCCUGGCAGCUAUUACAUUUUUAUCUAUAGGAUACGGGGAUAUAGUGCCGAAUACGUAUUGCGGGAGAGGUAUUGCAGUUACGACUGGUAUAAUGGGAAAUGGAACCAUGGCAUUGUUAUUAUUGCAUCUACCCAGGUUGUGGCAGUGCUGCUUCCAAAACUCAGAAUGCAACCUGCAGAAACGAGGGUUCAUGUAAUUAUGAUGGAAAAACAAUUGGAUAGAACAUUAAAAAACUCUGCAGCGAAUGUUCUCCGUGAAACAUGGUUGAUAUACAAAAACACCAAACUGGUGAAACGGGUCAAUGCAUCUCGAGUUCGGGCACAUCAAAGAAAAUUUCUUUUGGCAAUUUAUGCUUUGCGUAAGGUGAAGAUGGACCAGAGAAAGUUGAUGGACAACGCCAGCAGUAUGACAGACAUGGCAAAGACACAGAGUAACGUGUACGAGAUCGUGUCUGACCUGGCUGGAAGACAAGACCAUUUGGACGACCGUCUGACAGCAAUCGAGGAGAAGAUUGCGGUGAUACACGAGCAGUUGGAGGGUCUGCCCGAGGUUAUCAACCAGUGCUUCUCAUCCCACUUGGACGGUCCUCAGAAGCAGAACCUCUUGCGCCCAGAAUCCGCAGCCAUUGUUGGCUCCUCCACCCAGUCAGCCUCCCACAACCUCCCCCACUCCAAAAGCGUCCCCACCUCGUCCGGAGGCGGCAACAGGAGUGCCCUCCUCCUCCAGGCACCUUCACCCUCCGUCCCCCGCACGUCUCCACAGCCUUAGACCCACCCACCCAGUCAACUUUGGGUCCCAGUGCAAUGUCCCCAAUGCCCCCCCCCCCACAUUCUCAACUGUCACGUAGAUCAUAGAGUUUUCAUGGAUGUACUUUUUAUUGUUAUUAACGUAUCAAACUCCAGCGGCACUUUAUUCUCUCGUGCUAGUUGUACCACCACAAGGCCACCACUCACCUUAUAAUUAUUAUCUAUGAACAAUGUGUACGACACACAGUACCAAUGCUACGACACAAUUAAUGAUAUGUAUUACUGAGGAGUAAUGGUAGCUCUGCUGCUGCAAGGUAAAUGUUCCAACCAGGAGUUUACGGAGCAUCAGGAAUAAGAAGACGAGUAACAAAUACUUUAAGACGAUCUACAUAAACAUACAUAAAAGCAACAAAUAUUUAUGUAUUCAUUCACUACCUGAUACGAACUGUGUCAAAGGUUUUUAACGUUACAGAAGCAAUGUUUUUUCGAGAUAUCAAAAUAUUAUACUAAAUUAAAUACGUGUAAUGAUGUUACUGAUUUACUCUAAAUAUCAAUUUAUCAAUAUUUUUUAAUUCUUCAAUAGAAAACGGAAAAUAAAGUCGUUUUCACUUAUCGUCAUAAAAAUAUUAAAAAA